AUGGUAGACAUCAACAUCCAAACUACAAUCUCACCCUACACCCAGAAACCAGUCUGUACGAGACCUCUCUUGUCCGAGUCAGAAUUGGACAACGUUAUAGCAGAGAGUGUCAAAGCCCACAAAAGUUGGAAGAAAGUACCUCUGGAGGAAAGAGUGGCCAUCGCGAGGAAAUGGCUGACUGAAUUCGAAAAUAUCAGUGAUGUCGCUUGCGAAGAUCUCUCAGUGCAGAUGGGAAGACCUAUCUCACAAUGUAAAGGAGAGAUCAAUGGUACCAUCUGGCGAGCUAGACAUAUGAUCGAAAUCGCCACUGAAGCUCUCGCUCCAAUCCCUCAAACUAAGCCUGAGGUUGAAGGAGUUGAGAAGUGGAUCUUGAAACAACCUCUCGGUGUCGUAGCUGUCUUAUCCCCAUGGAACUACCCUCAUCUGUGUCUCGUCAAUGCAGUCGUAGCCGCACUCUUAUCAGGAAAUGCAGUCAUCAUCAAACCCGCACCUCAAACCCCUUCACCAGCCGAGCGAUGGGUCUCGACAUGGCAAUCUGCGGGAUUACCUAACAAUUUACUCCAAGUCGUCCACCUCACUCAGGAAAGAACGUUAUCUCAAUUAUGUCAAGAUCAACGAAUCGAUUUCAUCUCUUUUACCGGUAGUGUACCUGGUGGAAGAGCUGUUCAACAAGCUGCAAGUCAAGGUAAAGGUUUCAAGGGUAUCUGUUUGGAGCUUGGUGGAAAUGAUCCUGCGUAUGUUAGGGAGGAUGCGGAUAUAAAAUGGACGGCAGAACAGGUAGUUGAUGGUGUGAUGUUCAACUCCGGUCAAUCAUGCUGCGCUAUCGAGCGAGUCUACGUGCACUCAGCAAUCUAUGAUGAGUUCGUCAAAGCUUUCGUGGAAGUAGCCAAAACAUACAAGCUUGGUGAUCCCUCAGAUACCAAGACCAACAUUGGUCCGGUAGUCAGUGUAGCUAGUGCUGCAAGAAUCAGGAAGCAGGUCAAAGAUGCUGUUGAAGCUGGAGCUCAAAUUAUGUUAGAUGAAAGUCAUUUCCCUGAAGCUAAAGAAGGCACAUCGCUGGUUGGCCCUACCGUUCUCAUCAAUGUCAACCACAGUAUGGAACUCAUGAAUGAGGAAACUUUCGGGCCUGUUGUUGGGAUCAUGAAGGUUGAAGGUGACGAUGAGGCAUUACAGCUGAUGAAUGACUCCAUCUAUGGACUUACCGCAUCAAUCUGGACCAAUCCGACUGAUCCUCAAUCAUUAGCAGCAGCUCACCACUUAUCAACGGAAUUGGAGUGCGGUACAGUCUACUUGAACAAAUGCGAUGCUCUGGACCCAUCAUUACCUUGGCACGGAUGGAAGAACUCCGGUCAAGGUGUUUCUUUAUCUCAUCUCGUCUACGAUGCCGUUACUCACAAGAAGAGUAUCAUGAAACGAGUCGAGGUCAAAGGUGUCUACGAAAAGAAGUAA
Messenger RNA from Kwoniella botswanensis, 1449 nucleotides. RefSeq lists its product as uncharacterized. NCBI's taxonomy places the organism in Eukaryota, Fungi, Basidiomycota, Tremellomycetes, Tremellales, Cryptococcaceae. Gene Ontology annotation, molecular function: oxidoreductase activity, acting on the aldehyde or oxo group of donors, NAD or NADP as acceptor. The coding region runs from base 1 to 1449 and encodes 482 amino acids. The transcript has 9 exons. The record is from RefSeq and is a predicted model, not a curated record.